This is a messenger RNA of Meloidogyne enterolobii, 1244 nucleotides long. NCBI's taxonomy places the organism in Eukaryota, Metazoa, Nematoda, Chromadorea, Rhabditida, Meloidogynidae. The record is from the annotation of a GenBank genome assembly.
UUUUGACGUAACAAACAAGGCUAUAUAAAUUUUUUAAUGUUUUUCUUCUAGGCUUCGUUGGACUAUGGUCCGAGCAAAAAAAGUUUACAGACAUUUCUGUUGUACCACCAAUGACUUUGCUUCCAUCACCAUUUCCCAUGGAACUCUUUCAAAAGGCCACAUCUGUUCAGUCUACUCUAAACGAGCUUUAUUAUCGUAUAUCAUUGGAUUAUGACUUUUUAAUUGAGGCAUAUCGUGAAGUUGUUAAAGCUGACAAAUGGGUUGGACGACAGGUAGAGAUGAUGAAGCUGGUUCAUGCUGAAGGUAUACGCCAGAAAUUUGUGCUUCAAGUUCAGCGAGCUGACUAUAUGACGCAUUGUGAGGAUGGUCAGAAGAUUGAGUUGAAGCAGAUCGAAGUAAACUUUGGACCCGGCGGAGUAGGAUUUGCUCCCAAAGUGGCAAAAUUACAUAAGAAAAUGAUCGAGAAGGUUGAGAAUUUACAUGGGUGUACUCCUAACUCAAUGAGCGAAGCGGCACUUCCAAAAGCGAAAAAAAUCGCUGAAGCUCUUUUCCAAGCAUGGAAAGUAUUUGGGGAUGCUAAAGCAAUUGUUGUACUGGUGUUUGAUUCGAAUUUAUACCCGAUCCAGCAUCAUGAACAGUUGCAAUUCGUACAAUUCGAAUUAGAAAAAAUAGCAAGAAAUGCCGGAUCUAUUUUAAAUACAUCGAAAAUGACACUUGAAGAAUGUGCCGAAAGAAUGCAUCUUAAUGAGUCUGAUUACUCUUUAAUGGUCGGAGAGAAUAAACGAGUUGCAGUGGUCUACAUGGUAUACGGCUACUUACCCGAGCAUUAUACUAGUGAGAAAGAAUGGAAUUGUCAAUUGAACAUGGAACGCUCAACUGCCAUAAUUUCCCCGAACAUUAGAAGCCAGCUGAGCGGAACAAAAAAAGUUCAGCAGUUACUUGCAAAGCCAGGCAUGCUUGAACGGUUCUUGGCAGAUAGGCCUAAAAAGAUUGCUGAACUUAGAAGUACAUUCACCGGAAUAUGGAGCCUUGAAGGAAAUGAUUCGUUUACUCAAGCACUUGUCACUGAUGCAAUUAACAGUCCUCAAAACUACGUACUUAAAGCACUACGUGACGACGGCGUGGGAAAUUUUUUCGAUGAGAAACUUGCUGAAAUGCUACAAACUAUGUCAGUUCAAGACAGGAGUGCGUUCAUUUUGCAGCAAAAAAUUCGCCCAAUUGCUGUUAAGGCAGGGAAACUUUAA